AACAAAGUCUGCUAUUCAAACACUCUCAAAAAUCUUCCCAAAUACAUUGAUAACUGAAAUAGGUCUAUAAUUGAAUAUAUUGUCUUUACUUCCAGAUUUAAAUGUAGGUGUCUUUAUGCUUUCUUUAAAUUGGCGAGGAAUUGCUGAGGAUUUGAAACUGAGGUUGAUAAUAUCACAAACUAUUUGCUGUAACUCUAUGUUAUCUUCUGGAGCUAGAACAUAGAGUGAGCAAUGUUGACGACAUGAUGAUCUGAUAUAUCAAAAAUUGAGUUCUGAUCAAUCCGACUUGUUAUUUGCUCACCUAUAUCAACAAAAUAUUUAUUAAAAACACAGGCUAUAUCACCAUGACUUACUGAUAUUUUCAAACUAGCAAAGUUAUCCCCCCUCUUUAAAAAAGGCGAUUCGACGAUCUUUCAAUGAGACACUUAUUUCACUUAUGCCUCUACUUGCUAAAGUACUUGAGAUUCUUUCGAAAGAUCAGUUGAUU
Messenger RNA from Acanthoscelides obtectus, 487 nucleotides. NCBI's taxonomy places the organism in Eukaryota, Metazoa, Arthropoda, Insecta, Coleoptera, Chrysomelidae. The record is from the annotation of a GenBank genome assembly.